Ostrea edulis (European flat oyster) is the source of this 2017-nucleotide messenger RNA. RefSeq names its product WD repeat-containing protein 55-like. Lineage: Eukaryota; Metazoa; Mollusca; Bivalvia; Ostreida; Ostreidae. Bases 841 to 1995 code for a protein of 384 amino acids. Gene Ontology annotation, molecular function: protein binding. The record is from RefSeq and is a predicted model, not a curated record. The transcript is spliced from 8 exons.
CCCCUCUUGCGUAAAUCCGUAUUACAUCCCUCUGCCACACACCAAUGGCACUGGUACUUAAAUUCGGUAUCAAAACCACUGAGUUAAAUAAAUGAACAAACUCGUCUGAUUGUUAGCUAAACUGGAAGAAAGCAUGCCUAAAAAAAUCGCCAAAUUAAGUGACUUAGGUAGAUUCUAAAACACAAAAUACGCACGGAACGGAAGAACUCGAAAAUCCCCUAUUGUAUUGCAGAAUAAAUUUGUUCAUGCAUGAUUUUUCUGAUUUCCCUUUAUUCUUUUCUCUUAAUUUUUGUAACCCUGAUUAGGAAAUUUUGUGUAAUUUGUAGAAAUUAUCAAUUGUUUACAAAGGAACUGUUUGAUGUUGGUAGCUGAAUGGCUACUUCCUGAAUUGAACUCAGGCCGUUUAUACAUUAUGUGAACAGUGUUUGACACUAAGGCACGUCUGACCGACCGAAUAUGAUAGGUCUGGUUGGCUAAAAUGUCGAUUUACUAGUCCGACUGGUCCUGUUGAAAAAUUAACAAGAAGCUUUACUUUAAACCAUAAUAUAUUUUUAAAUUAUUCUUAACCAAAAAAAUCUGUAAAGAGUUUGUGAGCAAUUUUGAACUGCAUGAUGGCAUAAUCUCUAUUUUUAGUCCUACUAAAUAAAUCGCGGUCGGAAGUGAUAUUUUACGACAUCUACUCGAUGUUAAUGUGUGUAAAGUUAUGUUUCAGAUAAAUAUAAAUUGAAUUCAUUUUCAUUUUUUAAAAACUCAGUUUAUUUGAAUAUUAUAUAUAAGAAAGUGUUGAUCAAGUUAAUAAAUUACGUUGUAAACAGCCAUUUUUCGGUGUUGACAUAUGUGAUGGAAUGUCUCUAUAUUCAAUAUGACUUAUCAUCCUCAAGGAAAGAUGUCCCAAGAGAAAAAAAGGAUAAGAAAGCGAAUGAUGAUAAACCAAAAGACUUGAAGUUUAAUGAUUUGGUGGUAGAUAUUAGCUUUCAUCCAGGUCGCGAUGUGAUUGCAGCAGGACAUAUAGGGGGAGAUGUCACUAUUCACACAUAUUCCACCACUGGAGAAAACAAUGAAUUAAUGACACUGGAACAUCACAAAAAAGCUUGCAGGGCUCUCAGAUUCUCCAAAGACGGAAUUCAUCUGUACACAGCAUCUAAAGAUAAAUCUAUACAAGUGGUAGAUCUUAAUACAGGAUCUGUUAAACAGAAGAUCAAAGCUGCCCAUAGUUCACCCAUAUACUGUUUGCAAGUAACUGGUGAAAACUUCCUCGCUUCUGGAGAUGAUGAUGGUCAUAUCAAGCUUUGGGACCUGAGAACGAAGACAGCAGUGAUGGAUAUGAAGGAGAACGAAGACUACAUCAGUGACAUGGCCAUCGAUGAUCAGCAAAAAAUGCUAUUGGCAUCAAGUGGGGAUGGAACUUUAACAGCUUUCAAUGUCAGAAGGAAAAGAAUGGAACUACAGUCAGAAUUGUUUGAUUCCGAACUUUUGUCUUUGUCAAUUGUUAAGGGUAACCAAAAAGUCCUAUGUGGAACCUCUGAGGGUGUGGUCAAUAUCUUUAAUUGGGGAGAGUGGGGGAAUAUCAGCGAUCGAUUUCCUGGCCAUCCAAUGUCUAUAGACUGUAUGGUACCCAUUACUAAAGACAUAGUCUGCACAGGCUCCAGUGAUGGCAUUGUCAGGGCAGUCCAUAUCCUCCCAAACAGAUUUCUUGGUGUGGUAGGGGAACAUGACGAAUUCCCCAUAGAAAACUUAAGUCUUUCUCAUGACAAAAUAUUCCUGGCAAGUUGUUCACAUGAUCAGACUGUAAAAUUCUGGAAAGUUGACAAUCUCAAAAGAGAGAAGGUGAAUACAAGGAAAAAGGCCAAGAAGACUAACAAACCAAAAUAUCUAGCCCCAAAGGAUGAUUUCUUUGCUGGACUUGCAGAGGGUGAGCCCAAAGACAAUGAAAAGAAUGAAGACUCAGAUGAGGAUGAUGAUAAUGAUGAUGACGAUGAUGAUGAUGAUGAAUAAAUUAAACACCGAAUUAUUAAAA